Molecule: messenger RNA, 487 nt
Organism: Zonotrichia albicollis (white-throated sparrow)
Lineage: Eukaryota; Metazoa; Chordata; Aves; Passeriformes; Passerellidae
Source: RefSeq, a predicted model, not a curated record
UGCUCUUCCUCCUUGUCCUCAUCCUGCUCUUCGGCCUGAUGAUCUGGCUGACCCUGUACCCGCUGGGCUUCCCCAAAUCCCUGCUGAAGCUCCAGCCCAUCGAGGAUUUCAAUUUCAAGCUGCUCCUCUUGGGCAUCGCCGCCCUCAACUUCUUCGCUGCCUUCGUGCUGGAGACCGCCCUGGAUCAUGGUUUGCUCAGCUGCUUCCGAAGGCUGCGCCGGAAAAAAGCCUCCAAGAAGCUUUUCAAGAGGCUGGAGAAGGAGCUGAGCCAGCAGCAGCCAGCCUGGCCACCCCUGGACCAGCCCCUGUUUGCCACACCCAGGAUGUCCCUGGCCGUGAGAUAGCAGUGCCAGCUGUGCCUCUGCCCCAGCCCUCGGACACUUCCUUAAUUUAUUGAUCCCGGAAAAAGCAGGAAUGCAGCAGGCGGGAUCCCUCAGCAUCGCAGAUGGGAAUCCCACAGAGAUCCCGUGGCCACGGUGAUCCCAUG